CGGCCCGGCGGGGCGGGGCGGGGCGAGCGGCGCGGCCGGAUUCAUUCCUGUAGUGCACGGGGCAUGGAGGAGCUGCGCGGCCGCAGGCGGAGCGGGGCGGCCCUGGCGGCGGCGGGCACAACGGUUUCCAUUUGAAAGGGGCGGCCCGAGCCCGAGCGGCCGGCGGCGGCUGGAGCACGAACCCCCGGGCAGUUCCGAGCGCGGCUGGUCAGAUGCUGGAAGGACAGACUCGCCUGCGGCUGGCUCUCCCUUCCGGGGUGCAGGGAUAACAUUGAACUUGGGGCCCUCCCCCCCCCCCCACCCCCGGCUCCACGCCGCCCCCCGCGUGACUCUGGCCGGGGUCGUUAGAGUUCAAGCUGGAGCUUGGCCUCAAGGAUCGAUCUCUAACAAAAGCACGCAGCCUUUGCCCCGGGGGACCUAAAUGGAUCUAAAGACAGCAGUGUUUAACGCAGCUCGGGAUGGCAAACUCCGGCUCCUCACCAAGUUGCUGGCAAGUAAGUCCAAAGAGGAGGUUUCCUCCCUGAUCUCGGAGAAGACCAAUGGGGCCACCCCGCUGCUGAUGGCCGCCCGCUACGGGCACCUGGACAUGGUCGAAUUCCUCCUGGAGCAGUGCAGCGCCUCCAUCGAGGUGGGCGGCUCGGUCAACUUCGACGGCGAGACCAUCGAGGGCGCCCCCCCGCUGUGGGCCGCCUCGGCCGCCGGGCACCUCAAGGUGGUGCAGUCUCUGCUCAACCACGGCGCCUCCGUCAACAACACGACGCUGACCAAUUCCACGCCCCUGCGCGCCGCCUGCUUCGACGGCCACCUGGAGAUCGUCAAGUACCUGGUGGAGCACAAAGCCGACCUGGAAGUGUCCAACCGCCACGGCCACACGUGCUUGAUGAUUUCUUGCUACAAGGGACACAAAGAGAUCGCGCAGUAUUUACUUGAAAAGGGGGCGGAUGUCAAUCGGAAGAGUGUGAAAGGUAAUACUGCAUUGCAUGAUUGUGCGGAAUCUGGAAGUUUGGACAUCAUGAAGAUGCUUCUUAUGUAUUGUGCCAAGAUGGAAAAGGAUGGUUACGGGAUGACUCCCCUUCUCUCAGCAAGUGUGACCGGUCACACAAAUAUUGUGGAUUUUCUGACUCACCAUGCUCAAACCAGCAAGACUGAACGGAUCAAUGCUUUAGAGCUUCUGGGAGCUACAUUCGUAGACAAAAAACGAGAUCUACUGGGGGCUUUGAAAUACUGGAAAAAGGCAAUGAACAUGAGGUACAGUGAUAGGACUAAUAUAAUUAGCAAACCAGUACCACAGACACUAAUAAUGGCUUAUGAUUAUGCCAAGGAGGUAAAUAGUGCAGAAGAGCUAGAAGGUCUUAUUGCUGAUCCCGAUGAGAUGAGAAUGCAGGCUCUGCUAAUUCGAGAACGUAUUCUUGGUCCUUCUCAUCCUGAUACCUCAUAUUAUAUAAGAUACAGAGGCGCUGUCUAUGCAGACUCGGGAAAUUUCAAACGAUGCAUCAACCUGUGGAAGUAUGCUUUGGAAAUGCAGCAGAACAACUUGGACCCUUUAAGCCCAAUGACUGCCAGCAGUCUAUUAUCUUUUGCAGAACUGUUCUCUUUUAUGCUACAGGAUAGGGCUAAAGGCCUGUUGGGCACCACUGUUACAUUUGAUGAUCUUAUGGGCAUCCUGUGCAAAAGUGUCCUUGAAAUAGAACGAGCUAUCCAGCAAACCCAGUGUCCAGCUGACCCAUUACAGUUGAAUAAGGCGCUUUCCAUCAUUUUGCACUUAAUAUGUUUGUUAGAAAAGAUUCCUUGUACUCUCGAACAGGACCACUUCAAAAAACAGACUAUCUACAGAUUUCUUAAGCUGCAUCCAAGGGGGAAAAACAACUUCAGCCCUCUUCAUCUGGCCGUGGACAAAAAUACUACCUGUGUAGGGCGGUACCCUGUUUGUAAAUUUCCAUCUCUGCAAGUUACUGCAAUACUGAUCGAGUGUGGUGCUGAUGUGAAUGUCAGAGACUCUGAUGACAACAGUCCCCUACAUAUCGCUGCUCUCAACAACCAUCCAGACAUCAUGAAUCUCCUUAUCAAAUCAGGUGCACAUUUUGAUGCCACAAACUUGCACAAGCAAACUGCUAGUGACUUGCUGGAUGAGAAGGAAAUAGCUAAAAAUUUGAUCCAGCCCAUUAAUCAUACCACAUUGCAGUGUCUCGCUGCUCGAGUCAUAGUGAAUCAUAGAAUAUAUUAUAAAGGGCAUAUUCCAGAAAAGCUAGAGACCUUUGUUUCACUUCAUAGAUGAUAAUUUGACUAUAUUUUAGCACUGUUAAAGCACGAAUUGGUAACAGUUGUUUCAUGAAUGAGCACUGUUGUGAUAACACCAGCAUUCAUUUAGCUUGAUAUCGUCGUGCUCUCAUUGGCUAAAGCAUUAUAAGCAUCAAACUUACAGGAUUGGUUUCCCAGUAUUUAAUAUAAAUAUACCAUAUAAUAUAUUGUUUGUGAAUUACUGAGAAAUGUAAUGUCAUUCAAAUUUCUAAAACUGUCUGCCAAAGGCUUACCCAUUCUGAUUUUGUUUGCUGUUGGGUGUUUGGGACAGAGUUUUUCAGCAGUGUCUUUAUACUUUACUGGUUUGUGAGUUUUAUACAAUAGAAAGGUCUUCCCCAUCCCCACUGCCACCCCCCUUUUCACUUCUCUUCAGGCUUCUCCCUUUUUGGCUCCCCCCCACCCCAACCUUUUCUACUUAAAAUAGUCCCUCUCUCCUUAUGGACCCGUGCUAGGUGGUACAAACUUGAUGGACUUGUUACCAUUUGCAGUUACCAUAAGUGCUUUAUCUUCUCUAUGCACCGGCUUAAACUUGACUGUUGUCUGUUAGCAUAUUUUUUAUGCAGCAGUUGGUCAACUUCAACCCAAAACACUGUUGAGUUUGUUACAAAGUUCAUUUUAUGAAAGUACUCUUUUGUAGCAUGAUAAUUUUUAGAGCUACUCAAGUCAGCUAAUGAUCUGAGCUCAACUUUUUUUGGGUUUUUUUUUUUUUCUCCUCACAUUUGAGGUUUCUCUAAUCCACUGAAAUUAUUGUGUGCUAAAUUUGGGUAACAAAUCUAACUCAUUAACCCGGUUGAAAUUUAGGUCUGUCAUCUUAAUAUAUCCUGCAGUAAAAGGAAGCAUCGUUACAAAGCGACCCACCUUUCAUGCUGCGUCAGCGUCGUCCUGCUUGUGCUGAUGAUGUGAUUAGGUGUAGAGAAUCCGCUGCGAUUUAACCUCAAAGUUUAUCACACAACUUAAUGACUCACAUGGAAAUAUUCAGUAAUUGAACUGCAAAUCACAUUUAGUUACAAAAAAAAGAGCUGAAGCAUGUCAGUGGCAUGAUGCUUGCCAAGCCAGAUCUAGGUCUCUAGGAUAAUUAAGGUAUUUUAGUACGCAAUUUACUGCCUUAGUAUCAAAGGUCAGUAACUGUUCUUUCUUUCUUUGAGCUUAAGUAUACCUUUAAAAAUAACUUGCAUGGAUUACUUUGCUCUCAAUUAUUUGUCACAAUAGUUAAACACAAAAGGUUGCAGUGCUUCUAUUCCCUUACUAAAAAUUAGUGUUUUUUUUUCCUUUUCCUUUUUUGGUUUUGUUUUUGUUUUUUUUUAAACAGCUUUGCUAAUGCCACAGAAAGGGCUCUUUUAACUUAAGAUAAGUGAAAAGUACUAAAAAAGAUUCAGGUAAUUCUCAUUCAGCACUUUAUUGUUAUUCAGAAUAAAAUUUAUGAUGGCAUAUUUGCCCUGCAAAUGUCUUAAUGAAAUUGUUCUGAAUAAAAGGCUCCUUAUUGGUUUGAGAAAAACUGUUUACCUGUGAGUUUAAUGAGCUUCAUCACUUGGAUUUUCGUGUUGACUUAUUUCUAAGGUUGAUGGAAUGUUAUUUAAGAAGUAGUCAUUGCACUCAUGUUAGGAUUAUCUUCAACUGUAUUCAGUAAAAAACUAAUGACAAGUAGUAAAAAUGAAAUUAGGCUUUCUGGUUAAAUAAAUAAUUGCGGUUUAAAUAAUUUUAAAGAUAUUCUUGCUCAUUUUACUGGGUUGUAAAUUUCGCCAUUGAAAAAGUCAAGUUGAAUAUAUAACUUUGCUCCUCAACCUUUUGAUGAAAUUUUAAUAUCUAAUUAUGGGUAAAUUUGACGAAAUAGUUAAUUGCCACAUAUAUUAAGAAAAAUUUGAUUUAGACACAUUUUAAAAUACCAGAUGUUAAUAUUUUGCUUCUAACCUGUGAUGUAAGUAAAAUAUGCCUGAGUUACUGUAACGUGCAAAGAAAACUUGAGAAGUAUAGUAAAUCUACCUUAGUUGAUCUCAGUUUGUUUUGGGUAAAAGAUGAACUAUUGUAUUUCUUAAGUGAUUUACUGUUCCCCCUUUGUUAGGAGGGGAGAUGGAGGUCUUGCAUACUCUUCUAAAACAAGGUACCAUCUAUUGUUUAACAGGUGAAGUUGAAUUGUGCAUCUCUAGUGUAAAGAAUUUCUUUACAAAGCGUUUUUCACCACUGAAAGUAGAUAGCAUAGGAUGGCAUAAGACUAUUUCUCUGUCUUGAUAAUGAAAACGCUUCAGUUCAAUUAGGAUACAAUUCUCUGCUACUUGCCACCUCCUCAAAUGUUAUUGUGAGCUCUUGAAAGAUCUGUUUACUAGCUCAGAACUAUCCUAUGAUAAUAUUUUUGAGGCAGUUACUAAAAACCUCAGAUACUUUAGUUAAGAUCUUUGUCAGAAAGUAUUCUAAAAUUUGUUCUGAGACUAAUUUAAACAACAUUUAAAUUUGUGGGCCUUUUUCUUAACUAUGGUGAGCAAUUGAGUACUUAAUGAAUUGUACUCAGUUGAGUCAAAUCUAUUGUACCCCUGAGCAUGGUAAUGUCGUCGGAAGUAAUGUGUAAGUUUUGAUAAUGUUUCUACCCAAAAACCAUUAAAGACUUGCUGAAUUUUAGAUGUUCCACUGUAUCACUUCUAUACAAGAGAUGGUCAUUUGAUUGAGAUUAGAUGUCAAUCUGUAAAGACAAGUGGAUUAUAGAUUUUAAAAAAGUCAUUUUCUUAUCCAUUCAUUUGACGGGUAUAAGCUCAAAGGUUGCCCAUUAUGAUUUUGCAGUUAAGUGAUGGCUCACAACAUAACAACUGUCAUGUACAGUAUUGUAAAGAUCCCAUCUACUGUGACUUAGAAAAAUUGUUUAUAUUUGAGAAAAAUAACUAUAAAAAAGAUAAUACCCAGAAGAAACCUUAGGGUGAAUUUGGCAGAUAUUAAUAUUCCUUACAGUUCUAAAUAAGUUUUCUCAGAAUUGUGGGCCUGAUGAGAUAAUAAUCAUAUUCUUGUACACUGUAACAGGAGCAUUGUUGCUUGAAACUUGAACUAUUUUAGAAAGUUAAAAUUAAUUGGUCAUCAUCUUUUUAUCCCCCCUCACAUAUCACUGAACAACUAGUUUCUCUCCCUUUUUGUCAAUUCCCAUUGUGUAUUUUUCAAAAGAAGUACUGUAUUCAGAUGCCAGCCAAUAAAUUGUCACACAGUGGAAAAUGAUAUGCCACAACGUUCAUUGUAAGGUUUAAUAAAAUUUAAUUUGC
Sorex fumeus (smoky shrew) is the source of this 5534-nucleotide messenger RNA. It is a transcript of the gene FEM1C, whose product is annotated as fem-1 homolog C. NCBI's taxonomy places the organism in Eukaryota, Metazoa, Chordata, Mammalia, Eulipotyphla, Soricidae. The record is from RefSeq and is a predicted model, not a curated record. Bases 422 to 2275 code for a protein of 617 amino acids. Gene Ontology annotation, molecular function: protein binding. The transcript is spliced from 3 exons.